Molecule: messenger RNA, 1079 nt
Organism: Monodelphis domestica (gray short-tailed opossum)
Lineage: Eukaryota; Metazoa; Chordata; Mammalia; Didelphimorphia; Didelphidae
Gene: ACYP2
Product: acylphosphatase 2
Molecular function (GO): acylphosphatase activity
Source: RefSeq, a predicted model, not a curated record
CCUGCAAGUGGCUCAUCUAAGAUUUGGCAAUGAAGUCAUAAAACUCAAUCCUCUGAACUUUGACAUCCUGGAGCUGAGGUCUUGCACCCAGAUGACGUCUGGCAAACAUUAAGACUUCCAACAGAAACAUGUUUCAGCAGAGCUCAGAGAGCACCCUCCUGCGCUGCUGCACGGUGGGAAGAAGCGUGAUCCCUGCGCGAUUCCGUCCCCGAUCUGCCGAAGGGGGCGCGCCGGCAGCAGGACUGGGACUGAUGGCUCCCCUCCCCCUCGUCUUCCUAGGCGCCUCAGUCUCCCGGCUCCUGCCGCAGCUACUCCGACCGGUACCCUCCGCCACCGCUGCCGCUGCCGCCAUGUCGACCGCUAAGACCCUUAAAUCUGUGGACUACGAGGUGUUCGGCAGAGUGCAGGGUGUCUGCUUCAGAAUGUACACGGAAGGUGAGGCUAAGAAGACUGGAGUUGUUGGAUGGGUUAAGAAUACUAGCCAAGGAACGGUAAAAGGCCAAGUUCAAGGUCCUGAAGAUAAAGUCAACUCUAUGUUACAGUGUCACCGACAUAGACUGUAUCCAUACUGUUGCAUACAUGUGCAGAUAUCCUUCAGUGGGCACCAAGCCACAUCUUAUAUAUCAGAACGGAAGAACUGGCUAAGCAAAGUUGGAAGCCCCAGUUCUCGUAUUGAUCGGACGGACUUUUCCAAUGAAAAAACCAUCUCUGAACUUGACUACACCAAUUUUAGCAUUAAAUACUAGUAGAGAAAGAAAUUCUUAGAAUAAAAUUAUAAUGCUCAAGUGUCACACUGGGUUCCAAACUGUGAAUCCAUAAAAGGAAAUAAUAAUGCUUUGUAUUUCCAUUUAAAAAAUGGAAAUUUGUUCUAAAAAAUGUAAAACUAUGAUGUUACUAAAAAUGCCUGGCACUGAAAUAAUUUAACUCAAAUAUUUUUUAAACGGAAGUAGAAUUUUAAAAUGAGAAAAUAUCAGUAUAAAAUGUAUAGUAUAAGUAGCUUAACUUUAGCUCAUAAAGCCUUGAAAUUGAAUGAACAUGACUAUUCAUCACAUAAUAAAGUUAACUAUUUAAAAAUGAAA